AUGGCGGGCCACGAGGAGUUCCAGCUCUUCGACCAGUGCCGCGUUUGCAUCGUCUGCUCCAAAGACCUGUCUCUUGAUGCUGCACACCAGUAUGCAUCACUGCUUGAAGAAAACGGCGGCGAAUCAGUCAUCUACGAACAACCAGCCACUUUCCCCCCGCUAGAGGAAUUCACCCACCUCGUGUCCUCCACUAUCGACUUCCCGGCCUUCGACACCGCCAAUGACUCCCUGAUCCCCGUCGUAAAACCGCAGUGGCUGCAGGCCUGUCUCUCGAAGCGAAAAUUGGCCAACCCCCGGCAAUACAGUCCCGAUCCUCGUCUGUUUCUGAACGACGUGGUCGUCACCUGCGGGGACAUCCCGGAGGGCGAUAAGGAUGCCAUCGUGGGUGGCGUGCUAGCGAAAGGUGGGCUGUAUAGUCCUCGCAUGACGCAUAUGGUCACCCACCUGGUGGACUUGACUGUGGAUUCCGACAAGGCUCGCAUCGCGAUUACCAAGAAGUUACAUGCCAGAAUCGUUCUGCCUCACUGGUUCGACGACUGCCUAAAACUCGGAAGACGAAUUGACGAACGCCCGUAUACGCUCCCCGACCCGGAAAUCCUACGUGCAGGUCCCGACGCGCCGAUCCGAUCUGUCGAAAAUCGCGAUAUCGUCGGUGCGUCGACGCCGGAGCCGACUACUCUCCCGAACGUGAUGUCUCCCAAUGUUCGACCGAAACUUGAUGUGUUUGAAGGGAAGCAGGUGAUGCUGUCUACAGAUCUUGGAAUUGGUCCGCAUUUGAUAGAGUCGAUUGGCGAGAUCAUCAAGCAGGGCGGAGGCACCAUGACUUCUGAUGUCUCGGAAGCAGACCUCUUGAUCUGUCGCUACAGAGAAGGCGUGGCCUAUCGGAUGGCGUCUCGGUUGGGCAAGGACGUUGGGAACCUGUCCUGGUUGUACCAUCUGAUGACCUACAACACCUGGACAUCGCCCCUCCGGCGACUCCUACACUACCCAGUCUCGCGAACCGGCAUCCCGGGAUUCAAAGGGUUCAAAAUCAGUCUGUCGAACUACGUCGGAGAAGCCCGAGCCUACCUGGAGAACCUCAUCGCAGCAACCGGCGCCGAAUGCACCAAGACGCUGAAGCAGGAUAACACUCACCUAGUAACGGCGCACGGGAACAGUGAAAAAUGUAGCGCAGCGAGGGAGUGGGGUCUUCAGGUCGUCAACCACCUCUGGCUCGAAGAAUGCUACGCAAAAUGGAAACUACUACCCGUCUCGGACAACCGCUACAAUCACUUCCCCCGCAGGACCAACCUCGGCGAAGUAGUCGGACAAACGCGACUGGACAAACAGGUGCUGGAAACCAUCUUCUACCCUUCGGAAGACUCAACGGAACCAUCUGCGCCUCGACCCAUGCAAGUGAAAAACCAGAACACCACUGCUACCGCAGCAGCCAAACAACCCCUGUCGGAGAAAGCAUCGGAGCAGGACAGCGAAAUGUCAGAGGCCCGGUCCACCACCACGCCACGCGCGUCGGCGAAGUCGCGAAAGAACUCGGACAGUAAAAAGUUGCAGACGCCGGCACGGAUGCGGCUCACGUCUGAAGGCAAGGAGAAUGAAACCCCGUCGUCAACGAGCAGUCGAAAGUCAAAGGAUGCCGCCACUGCCCGUCUUCAUGACUACGCCCCGGAUUUGGCCUUGUAUGAAAAGGAGAGGAAGCGCGUCGGGGGCGUCAUCUACGGAGGCCGUCGAGUGACAGACGAGGACCGCGUGGUGUUGAACAACAGCAAAAAGCGAAGAUCGUUGGAGGCCGAGGACGACCACGAUGAAGACGAAACAGCAGAGGCCAAACGACAGAAGAAGGCCAAGCCGCCUAUUACCAUGCAUCUGUUGAUUACUGGGUAUCAGAAAUGGGUGGGAAAUCUGAAGAAAGAGGACGCAGACAAGCGACAACUUCGGGACCUCGGCAUCAUGGUCGUCCAGGACGCCCGGAAAUGUUCCCAUCUCGCCGCUCCGUCUAUUCUGCGGACGCCCAAGUUCGUCAACGCGCUUGCGUACGGGCCCGUCAUCGUGAAUGUCGAGUUCAUCACAGCAUGUCUCAAGAAGAACGAGCUUGUGGACCCGGAGGAAUUCCCUCUGAAGGAUGAAGCUGCGGAGAAGCGGUUCGGAUUCUCGUUGGAAGAAGCAAAGGCUAACGCUAAGAACAACAAGAACCGGCUUCUGCAGGGGUACAAGAUCCACUGUGUGGAGUCCAUUCGUGGCGGCUUCGAUGCCUUCAAAUCCAUCGCUGAUGCUAAUGGAGGAGAUUGUUCACUCUUCCGCGGACGUGUCUCGUACCAGUCUCAACGAGAAGAAAGCGACGAGGCCAGCUCGGCAGAGGAAGAAGAUCCCAGUCGGAAAGAAAUAUACCUUCUCAGCAGCGUGGCCGCUGAUCAUCGCAAACUGUGGCCUCGCUUCCGACAGUUGGCCCAAAGCGUGCACAAGACGCCGCGAAUUGUGCGUGUGGACUGGCUUCUGGACAUCGCCAUGUCCCAGACCCUGCACCCCGCGGACGCAUAUGAGUUGACUGAAGAGAUGGCUGACAAGUUCGAGGAAUAA
Messenger RNA from Aspergillus melleus, 2574 nucleotides. RefSeq names its product BRCT domain-containing protein (gene ESC4). NCBI's taxonomy places the organism in Eukaryota, Fungi, Ascomycota, Eurotiomycetes, Eurotiales, Aspergillaceae. Bases 1 to 2574 code for a protein of 857 amino acids. Gene Ontology annotation, cellular component: nucleus; Cul8-RING ubiquitin ligase complex. The record is from RefSeq and is a predicted model, not a curated record. The transcript has 4 exons. Gene Ontology annotation, biological process: DNA double-strand break attachment to nuclear envelope; double-strand break repair.